AAACAGUUGUUUAUCUUAACGCGUUUAUCUGCGGGCGCGUUGUGUUUUGUCCCUCCGAGGCGCCGUGUGUUUGUGUUGUUGGAUAGAGACGAAGAUGGCGGACGAAUUAGACCUCAGUGAACUAGACAGAGUACGGAUUUCUGCUGCGGAGCUUCGAGUUGAAGCGUCGAGUUUCGUCAACCACGGCGAUGUUCACAGAGAGGAGCAAGGAGAGGAGGGGCGUGGCGAAUGCCAGCAGCAGAGUAACCACGGCAACGACGCAUCAAAACAUCCCAAUCUGCAAUGCUACACGUCCGAGGCCAUCCACGGCAACCGUUGCCAUGACAGAAAGGAAGGCGAGGUGGUGACCUCCCCUCGUCACCCUGGAGACCCUGUAACCAUGACCUCUGACCCUGAGGAGGAGCUGGUACUGUCACCACUGCCACAGAAGGAGGAAGAAGGACUCAAGAUGGCCGCCACUGAGAUGGUUUCAACUGAACCUGGAUAUACAGAUGGAGGGAUGGGGAAAGAAGGAGAAGAUAAAUAUGGAGGAGGGGGUAGUCAUGGUGGGGAAGGUUUUACUUUUAACAGCGAAGGCUCUCAAGAAUCUGCACUACAGAAGACUCAAAGAGGUGACCACCACACCACCAGAGUCGACAACAGCAACAUUAGCAGCAACAGUAGCAGUGCAGGGGGGCCAUCGGGCUCAGGCAGCGGACCACAGAGCUCCAGACAGAGGGAUGGAGGGAGAGAGAAGGACCAGAGGGAUGGAGGGAGAGAGAAGGACCAGAGGGAUGGAGGGAGAGAGAAGGACCAGAGGGAUGGAGGGAGAGAGAAGGACCAGAGGGAUGGAGGGAGAGAGAAGGACCAGAGGGAUGGAGGGAGAGAGAAGGACCAGAGGGAUGGAGGGAGAGAGAAGGACCAGAGGGAUGGAGGGAGAGAGAAGGACCAGAGGGAUGGAGGGAGAGAGAAGGACCAGAGGGAUGGAGGGAGAGAGAAGGACCAGAGGGAUGGAGGGAGAGAGAAGGACCAGAGAGAUGGAGGGAGAGAGAAGGACCAGAGGGAUGGAGGGAGAGAGAAGGACCAGAGGGAUAGAGGGAGAGAGAAGGACCACAGUGGGAGAGACCCAGACAUCCCGGAGCCAGCAGGGGGUUCCCUUGGCUCUGCCAAGCCCACCAGGAAGACUCGUAAACCGGACCGGGAGAUCUAUCAGCCUGGGGGCCGAAGGAGCACCACCUGCACCCAGGGGAAGGAAGUGGGAAGAGAGACCAAGAAACCUGGUCCUGGGUCUGGUUCUGUUAGAGAGGAGGCUGUAGUCAGGAGAGAUCCAGCCCCACAAAAAGAGACUGGAGGAGAGAGAGGGGUAGCGGAGGAGAAGGGGAGAGGUGGCAGGUGUGAGGAGAAGGGGAGACGGCAGGGGAGGAGAGAGACAGGCAUAGCAGCAGCAGCAGUCUCAGACCCUGUAUCAGAGAAUCUGACUGGGAAGAUGGAGAAACUCAAUGUGACUGUCUCAUCCGGGAGAGAGGAGGAGGAGGAGAGAGGAGGAGGAGAGAAAGGACACGGUCAGGAAGUAGACAGGAGGAAGAAUGCCAGCGUUGAGGGCAGGAGGAGCAGAGGAGUUGAGGGAGGAAGAGCAAAUGAAGGAGAUGAGGAGAAGAAGAGAGAGAGGGGAAACCGCAGGAACAGAGGAGGAGGAGGGGAGACGGGUGGCAAUCAGGACUCCAGGAGAAGAGGGAGUGGGGAAGGAGGAGGGGGGAAGGGUGAGCGAGUGAUGAAAGAGAGAAAUAAGAGAGAGUCAGAGGGGGACAAAGAGAGGGAAGCAAACCGUCCUGCAGAUACACAGCCAACAAAAGGAAGAGAAAAACAGAGGGAUAGAGAGACAGAAAGAGAAAGACAGAGGGAUAGAGAGAUGGAAAGAGAGGAACCGAGGGAUAGAGAGACAGAAAGAGAAAGACAGAGGGAUAGAGAGAUGGAAAGAGAGGAACCGAGGGAUAGAGAGACAGAAAGAGAAAGACAGAGGGAUAGAGAGAUGGAAAGAGAGGAACCGAGGGAUAGAGAGACAGAAAGAGAAAGACAGAGGGAUAGAGAGAUGGAAAGAGAGGAACCGAGGGAUAGAGAGACAGAAAGAGAGGAACCGAGGGAUAGGGGGACGGAGAGGGACAAGCAGAGAGGGAACAACAGACCCCGAGACAGAGAGAGGGAUGGAGAGAUGGAGAGAAACAGAGAGAGGCCAGCGGAGGGGAACGAGAGGAGCAGAGCCAACACUAGUCCUAACAACCACCACCACCACCCAUCAUCGUCCUCUAAGCGUUACUCCAAGUCAGACAUCAGAAGACCCAGGAACCGCACCUACAGCACCAGCUCUGCCAGCAGUGGCACCAGUCUGGACGGACCUGGACUGGGACAGGGAGGGGGGUUGGGGGAGGACAGGGCCCGACGAGACCGGCUGGGGCGCAGGGAGCGAGAGAGAGGGGAGGGAGGAGGAGGAGGAGGUGGUCAGCUCCAGAACAGGAGGAGAAGCGCUAGAGACUCCUCUACUGACUCAAUGGAAGAGAGCAAGGUGGGAGACUGGAUGGAUGAGAGGAGGAGGAGAAGGAGGAGAGACGGAGAGGAGGACUGGAGCCCGGAGAGGAGGAAGAGGGGGGAGGAGAGCAGAGGGACAGGAGGGAGGCACAGAGGAGGAAGAGGGAGAGGAGGUCUCCUGAGAAUAUCUCACAGUGACAGACAGUCAGGCUCCUCCCAGGCUACCUCAGGCCCCGGCGAGGACCCCCAGGGGCGACGCAGACAGGGCACUGGGCCUUGCGGCAGGGGGAGGGGCAUCCUCAUCCUCCCUGCCCACACCAACCUCUCGAAUUUGCCGGCGGAGCCCGGGCCGAGGCUACUGUUUGGUGGGAUCCGUGGAGGAAGAGAAGUGGGACUAGGGAGAGGAGGAGGAAGGGGCGGAGGAACAAGGCGUCUCUGGGACCCGAACAACCCCGACCAGAAACCCGCCCUCGGGCUCUCCCAGCAUGCAUCGCUCCAGCAGCAGCAACCCAUGUACCUGCAGACAGGCGUUGGUUACGGAGCACUGCACUUCCUGGAUACAGAUGACGAGGCUGCAGGGAGUCCCCCGGUCCACCAGGCGGAGCACUUCCACCUGCAGCAGCAGGCUGCAGCCAUGGCCCAGGCCUUCUACAAGUACCAGAACUCUGACAACCCUUACCCUUACAACGCCAACCCUAACCCCAACACACGCUACCCCUACCCUUACCACACUAUGCCCGCCGGCCCUUACCAGAUCCCCCCCUCUAACGACAUGUACCACCCAGGUCAGUUCUACGGGGGGUACAGGGGCCAGGGGUACCCAGAUGGACCCGAGGCAGCAGCAGGGGGUGGAUCCGGAGCAGGUCUAACCCCUGAGGAGGCUGGGCAACAUGCCAGAGGAGAGCUGGGGAGACUGCUGAGAGCUGCGGACAGUCAGGAGUUACAGCUCACUAACCUGUUGUCUCGAGACAGACUCAGUGCUGAUGGACUGGACCGCAUGGCUCAGCUCAGAGCUGAGCUGUUGACCCUGUACGAGCGGGUGAUCCUAACAGACAUAGAGUUCAGUGACAGCCAGAACAUGGACCAGGCUCUAUGGAAGAACGUGUUCUACCAGGUUAUAGAGCGCUUCAGACAGCUCCUCAAAGAUCCCAGUGGAGACUCAGCUCCGCGCAUCACCGCCAUGCUGUUGACACUGCUGGACGAGGGGGCAGUAUUCUUUGAUGCGCUGCUGCAGAAGCUUCAGAUGGUGUUUCAGUUUAAACUGGAGGAUUACAUGGACGGCAUGGCCAUCAGACCACGACCACUACGCAAAACGGUGAAGUAUGCUCUGAUCAGUGCCCAGCGGUGUUUGAUCUGUCAGGGGGACAUCGCCCGUUACCGGGAGCAGGCCAGCGACUCUGCUAACUACGGCAAGGCCCGCAGUUGGUACCUGAAGGCCCAGCAGAUUGCUCCUAAGAACGGACGACCCUACAACCAGCUGGCCCUGCUGGCUGUUUACACGAAGAGGAAGUUGGAUGCGGUGUAUUAUUACAUGCGUAGCCUGGCGGCCUCCAAUCCCAUCCUCACUGCCAAGGAGAGCCUCAUGAGUCUGUUUGAAGAGACCAAACGCAAGGCGGACCAGAUGGGGCGGAGGCAGGAGUCAGAAGGGGGUUCCAGGGGCCCGGGCGUCCGGGGUGGAGGAAGAGGACGGGGGGAGCAGGGGGCCAGAGUAGAGAUCUGGCUUCGCCCUGUCGUCCAGGCAGGGGCUCUCUCAUCGCACCGCGGGGGCAGCGAGUCCAGCAGAGACUCUGAACAGGACGGAGAGCUCGGCAACCUCAGCGCUAGUGACCUCAAUAAGAGGUUCAUUCUCAGCUUCCUCCACGCUCAUGGAAAACUCUUCACUAAAGUGGGCAUGGAGUCGUUCCCGGAGGUGGUCAGUCGUGUUCUCCAGGAGUUCAGAGCACUGCUCCAACACAGCCCCUCUCCCCUGGGAAGAACACGCCUGUUACAGAUCAUCACCAUCAACAUGUUCACUAUACACAACGCUCAGAGCAGAGGAGGAGAUGGUGAGGUGAGGUCUGUUUUACAGGAGCAGACUACAUCUCUGGGUCUGGCCAUGUUCUCUCUGCUGGUCCAGCGCUGCACAGAACUACUGAGAGACACACCUGCAGAGCCCAUCCCUGAGGAGGAGAGAGAAGAGGGGGAUGAGUGGGAGGAGGGGAUGGUGAAAGUUUCUGCCUUCCCAUUGGACCUGAGGGAGCUGCUGCCCAGCGUUAAAGUCUGGUCUGAUUGGAUGCUUGGACACCCCGACCAAUGGAAUCCUCCGCCUUGUAGUAUAGAUGGUUGUAGCUCUGGUGUGUGGCGUAGCUUGGCCGACCUGUGUAAUGCGUUGGCGCGUGUCGACCACGGGGAAGCGCCGCUGUACAAGGCAGACGGGGACGGAGACGAGGGGGAUGAGGAGCUCCGCCUGUUGCUAUUGGAGGAGGACAGGCUGCUGGCCGGCUUCGUCCCGCUGCUCGCCGCCCCACAGGAACCUUGCUACAUAGACCUCACCAGGGAUACCGUAAUAGCAGCAGACUGUAAAAGGGUAACAGUGUUGAAGUAUUUCCUGGAGGCUCUGUGUGGACAGGAACAACCUCUCCUGGCCUUCAAGGGAGGGAAGUAUGUCUCCAUGGCAACCUCUCCCCAACCCAGCAGCCCCGGCGACGCCCACAGUCGACACGACUCACUGACCGAGAGAGAGAGCGAUGACGUCAUCGUGGAGGCGGAGUCGUCUGUUUCCGAGGGGGAUGAGGGCGGGGGCAGCGAAGAUGACAUCAGAGAGCUUCGGGCCAGACACAGCGCCCUCACUAACAGACUGGCGCAGCAGCAACGACGCAGGGACAAGAUACAGGCCGUGUUACAGACAUGUGGUCAGCUGGAGUUAGAGGUCCGUCCUCUUUUCCUGGUUCCAGACACCAACGCUUUCAUCGACCACCUGACCAGCCUCAAGACACUACUGCAGUCUGGGACUUACAUACUGGUGGUGCCCCUCAUAGUGAUAACAGAGUUGGAUGGUCUGGCAAAGGGUCAGGAGAGCUGCGGAGGCUCCGGCGGUGGUCGUGGCGGCGGUGGUUCCCGUGGAAACCCUGGCGCGACUCAUGCACGGGCGGUCCAGGAGAAGGCCAAGGUUGCCGUGGCGUUUCUGGAGCGAGGGUUCGAGGCCAGAGAGCCCUGUCUCAGAGCGCUGACCAGCAGAGGAAGUCAACUGGAGUCUAUUGCCUUCCGCAGUGAAGACACCUCCGGACAACAGGGGAACAAUGAUGAUGUCAUCUUGUCCUGCUGUCUCCACUACUGCAAAGACAAGGCUAAGGACUUCAUGCCUGCACAGAGAGACGGUCCGGUGCGGUUGCGUCGGGAGGUGGUUCUUCUGACAGAUGACCGUAACCUGCGGGUCAAAGCCCUGACCAGGAAUGUGCCGGUCAGAGACAUCCCCGCCUUCCUCACCUGGGCCAAAGUGGGCUGAACCGGGUUACAUCUUAGACCACGCCCAUAGCACUCAAACAACCAAUCAACUGCUGAGAACCGCUGGCCACCUCCCAUACCAUCGGAGUGGAGGAGGAGCCUGUAAGCUAAUGCAGAAGUGAAGACUGAUGGAGAGAAGGAGAAGAAAGCUUUUUUUGUGGAAAAAUGAAAUAUGGAAACUAAAAAGCAUUUUAUUUUGUGUGGAAUGAGUUGAAUAGGCUGAGAGCUUUUUACCCUCUCAUUGUGAUGAGGUGUGUGUGUUUACCGCUGAGCUCAGGGAGCGGAAGGGAGGAGAGGAGCAGGGAGAGUUUUAAGAGAUGCAGGAAGGCUGGCCCAUGAAGAGAGGUAGAAGACAGGAGGAGGAGAUGUAUUUGUGUUCAUUUCUGGUUUCUUUGGUCCAGCCAUGCGUCGUGCGUAACUUCUGCAGAACGUUCACAAGGCCAGCGGCAGUACUUACCUCAGUGAAAACGACAGAGAGGAAGAGAGACAUGGAAUGGAGAGGGAGGUUAGGGCUGGAGGACGAAGGCCCAAACCUGACUGAGCAGUGUUAUAGUGUGUGUCUGUGUGAGGAUCUGUUUGACUGACAGCUGCUGGAACCCCCAGAGCAGCACAGAGAGAGAGGCUUUGUAUUUUAUUUAUGUAACCUUUAUUUAACGAGGCAAGUCAGUUAAGAACAAAUUCUUUUUUACAAUGAGGCCCUACCCCGGGCCAAACCCUAACGUCGCUGGGCCGGUUGUGAUACAGCCUGGAAUCGAACCAGGGUCUGUAGUGACGCCUCUAGCACUGAGAUGCAGUGCCUUAGACCGCUGCGCCACUCGGGGGAGUGGCAGGGGAGGCAGGUUGUAGUAUCGGGGUACCAGCCAGGUUGCAGUAUCGGGGUACCAGCCAGGUUGUAGUAUCGGGGUACCAGCCAGGUUGUAGUAUCGGGGUACCAGCCAGGUUGGGGUACCAGCCAGGUUGGGGUACCAGCCAGGUUGUAGUAUCGGGGUACCAGCCAGGUUGUAGUAUAGUGGACGGGGGGGUACCUUCAUCUACCCACCCUCCUCCAAGUCCCUGUGACCCCAAACCACACUCUCAGCCUCUGAUGACCCGGAAGUGGUCCGUUUCAGUUCCUGUAAAACCAUGAAGUGAUUUUCAUCCCAGUUGCCCAGCAGCUUGUGUUGACUGAGAGUCAUUCCCAAGGCUUCUGUUAAGGAACAGCUUUAAAGACAAAAAGACAAAGGAAAAAUACUUGGUCUUUUUUAGCAUUGUGCGGUGGUGGGAGUGUGUUGUUUCUGAGUUGGCUGGUGUAUCCAUUGGGAGUGUGUGAUGUUUAGGCUCUACAGAGGAGCUUUUCUGUCAGCAGUCGUUCUCACUCACCUACCCUUUUAGUUUGUUGUUUUUAAGAGUUUAAAUAUUAUAAUUAGAUUGAACGUUAGUUUUAGGUCAUUGUAAAUUUUGUGUGUUUGUUUUCCUUUGUUUUUAUUUUUUUUAAUUCUAUAUCUAUGUUCAUUCUAAGUGCAGAACUUUGUGCUGAUCUGUUUCUUUAUGAGUGGCUAAGACCUGGGCUGCGUCCAAAAUGGUACGCUGUGGGCCCUGGUCAAAAGUUGUGCACUAGGCCUAUAAGGAACAGGGUGCCAAUAGGGUGCCCUACACUGAUCAUACAAUUAACAACGGAAUUAGCUUUUGUAGCACCUUCAGUGUGCACACGUUAACAAGCUGGUAUGAUACGUGUGUAAACGUGCGUGUGUGUCAGAGAACACAAUAUUAUGCACUGUGUCAGACAGACUGGAGUCUUUUCACAACCAUAAAACGUCCCACGCAAUACAAACAAAGAGGACAUCAGUGAGGGUCUGAUGUCAUCCUCACGUAAUGUUUGAUCAGCAUGCUAUAAUGGUUUACUGUGCAUGCUGACGUUACCGGUUAACGUGUUACCGGUUCUAAUCUGUCCACCAGACGGCACAAGUUAGUUGGUUUAUUAUCUAUGACAGUAACACACACACAGUUGAGUAAUUUCACAAAGCAUUAAACAUCAGUCUUGUAAGCCCAAGUCUAUGAACAACUACAUAUAGAUAGAUUUGGUAUAAAUGAGUUGAUACUCUAAAUCAUUUGAUCUUUACCUUUGUGUGUUGUUUAUUUGCCAAAACCAUAGCUAGUUAACUUGUUGAUCCCACUUGUUUAGGAAUCUUUAAGUGGGUCCCAAUGAUCUCUCCUUUCUCCCAAAGUGUGCACUUGUUCCCUUUUUGUGGGAGGGAUUGGUGAUCGACAGCGCACUUCAGGAGGAAGGAGGUAUUCCCGGGACGCCCUCUCCGUCUACUCUCACUGUUCUGUCUAUAUGCUGGAGCUGACCCCAGGCCUGCAUGUACUAUCCUAUCACAAGGCUUUUUCAUUCUUUUCCAUGAGUUGUUUGAAUAAAUUAUUUGUUUUGAUUCAAA
Molecule: messenger RNA, 8399 nt
Organism: Salmo salar (Atlantic salmon)
Lineage: Eukaryota; Metazoa; Chordata; Actinopteri; Salmoniformes; Salmonidae
Product: telomerase-binding protein EST1A
Biological process (GO): nuclear-transcribed mRNA catabolic process, nonsense-mediated decay
Cellular component (GO): telomerase holoenzyme complex
Molecular function (GO): telomerase RNA binding; telomeric repeat DNA binding; protein binding
Source: RefSeq, a predicted model, not a curated record